Molecule: messenger RNA, 1367 nt
Organism: Triplophysa rosa
Lineage: Eukaryota; Metazoa; Chordata; Actinopteri; Cypriniformes; Nemacheilidae
Gene: ccdc83
Product: coiled-coil domain containing 83
Exons: 10
Coding region: 1-1191 (396 amino acids)
Source: RefSeq, a predicted model, not a curated record
AUGAGCAAAACAAUAAAUAAAACGUCGUUUGCAGAUGUUUUCAUGCAGUUCCAAAUUGAGGUAAAAAGAAAAGAGAUUCAAGAUUACAAAGAAGAAAUGUACCAGCUAGAAGACAAAAACCAUCGCCUGAUGAAGCUGCAGGAGCAGCUGAAAGAGGAGCAGUAUGGUCACGUAUGUGAACUGCAUAAACAGAUGAAGGAGCAGGACAGAAACCUGGAGCAGAAGGAGCUGUGGAAUAAGGAGCAGGUGGAGCACGCUGUCCAGGAAAACCUAAAGCUGAAACACAAGCAAGAGAAUGAACUAAAAGAACUGCACUGUAAGCUGGCGAGGAUGCAGGUGCAGGUGAACGAGCUUCUGGAAGAGAGGCCGGUAUGGCUGCAGUUUAAAAAUAAAGAAAGCGUGGAAAACCAACAAAUAAUCCAAAAAUUGGAAACACAUAUUGCCGCUUCAGAAAGGACAUACAAGGAAAUGUCAGAAUAUUUUCAGAGAUCUCUGGCUUUGUCUUAUGAAGACACUGCCAGAAAGACAGCACAGCGCUCUGAUGAAAUAAUACAGCUUUCUGAAAAGAGAGCAAAACAAAACCUUGACUGUGACAGUAAAAAAGAGCUCAAAGACAAUGAAUGGCUUAAAAAAGAGGUUGCCAACUAUGUUAGGAAGAUCUCAGAGUUGGAAUCCACUGUCCAGAAAUUAGAAAUGGAAAACUUAAAAAGUGUAAAUACGCUUUUAAACCACCUCUCACAUGAUCACCAGAUCAGUGAUGUGUUGUGUCGUGUUGUGUUUGUCAGCCUCAGAAAAACAUUUGGAUCCUCUGACAUGCACAGUAUGAGCGAGACCCUAAUGCAGAUAAGCCGUGACACAUCAUCAGAGAUGGUCGACAGACCUUCAUGUCCCCUUCAACCUUCGGAGGAAGCUGAGGGAGCUCACCAGGAAAGAGAUGUGACACCUUCCACCCCACCUGACCUCAGAGAAAUACUCACGGGACCGAUACAUCUGGACUCAUUGAAGCAGAAGCUACUGUGUGUGGUAGGUGAGGCUGUUCCUCUGCACCAGCCGCCAUCUGAACCCACGGAUGAGAACGAGGAGAUGGACCCAAGCCCGUCCCAAACUACAGAGUCAGUGCUCACCAUAGCAACCAUCCUGAAGAAACUUCAGCAGUUACAUGUAUCAACUGGAGGAUCCGACGAGUCUUGAAUAAUACCUGCUUCACACAGGUGUUUACAAAUCUCUGUUUUGUGAAACUGCAAUCCUUGGAUAAAAAUGAUGAAUUUAAGGUCCAAUGUGAAAUUUUUUGGAGUAGUUUAUCAAUUGACAUAAAUGCAAUAUUGUAAUGGAAUUCACCAUGUUGUUUCUACAGAAGCCCUAAACAA